CCGGCCGCGCUCUGAGGGGCCGGGGCAUGUGCGGCGGCGCGGGCGGCGGGGGAGCGGCGCCCCAGAGCCGCGCCGCGCCGCUUCCUGCCGCUAUAAAUAGCGCCCGGCCCAACAUGUCCCGGCCGCCGCAGCGGCUGCAGCGCCGGCGGGACCCGCCGUGCCCUCCCGCCGCCUCGCCCGCACGGAGCGCGCUCUUCCAAGCCAAAUUGGGGACGAUGGUGCAGAGACCCAGGAGGCCAUGUAAAAAAGAGAAGGUGCUCUCAGAGCCUCGUCUUGGGAGCCUUGCCUUCAGUGCAGGAUUGUGCAACCUGGGAAAUGUUACUGCAAUUUAAUUAACUUCAGAAAGUGUAUUCUGGACUGAAUUUACCAGACCUCCUAUUCUAUGCAAGCAUCUCCUGCUGGUGACCAGGUUUCUUAGCAAGAGCAGAUAGAGCUCAGCCUUCCACCAUGCCUGUGCCUCCCCCUCCAGCUCCCCCUCCACCCCCAACACUGGCCUUGGCAAAUACUGAAAAGCCAUCCCUAAGCAGGUCAGAACAAGCAGGGCGAAAUGCUCUAUUAUCUGAUAUUACCAAAGGAAAAAAGCUCAAGAAGACUGUUACUAAUGACAGAAGUGCUCCAAUUCUAGACAAACCCAAAGGAUCUGGUGGAGGUGGCUUUGGAGGAGGUGGCAGUGGCGGGGGUUUUGGUGGUGGCAGUGGUGGUGGCUUCAGUGGCGGUGGACCACCUGGCCUUGGAGGCCUUUUUCAAGCAGGAAUGCCGAAGCUCAGAUGUACUGCAAAUCGAGAUGCUGACGCCGGGGGAGGCCGGCCGCCCGUCCUGCCGCCCGGAGGCCGCUCCGCCGCCGCCAAGCCCUUCACCCCGCCGAGCGGCCCGCCGCGCUUCCCGGGGCCGCCCUCGGGGCCGCGCACCGCCGCCCCGGACCCGCAGAGGAGCCGCGUGCCGCCGCCGAGGCCCGACGCCGGCUCCAAGCCCGAGGCGGCGCCGCCGCCGGUGCCCAGCACGCCCCGGCCCAUCGCCUCCAGCCUGCACAACCGGGGCUCGCCGCCGGUGCCGGGGCUGAGCCGGCAGCCCAGCUUGGGGCCCUCGCCCCCGCCCUUCCCGGGCAGCCGGGGCGCGGGAUCGAGCGCGCCCCUCCGGCAGCCGAGCCCCGGCGCGGCGCCCCCCUUCUCGGGCCGCCCGCCGCUGCCGCCCACCCCCGGCCGGCCGGCGGAGGACAAGCCGCCGCCUCCGCCGCCGCCCCCCGCCGGGCACCGGCCGCCCGCCGCCCGGGAGGCCUCUCUGCCGCCACCGCCGCCGCAGAACAGCAAACCGCCCGUGCCCGCCGCCCCCCGGCCCAACCUCGGCGCCCCGGCGCCCCCGCUGCCCCCCGGCCGGCCGGGGCCGCCCCCCGUCCCGCCCGCCCCCGCCGGCGGCGACGAGAUGCCGCGGCUGCCGCAGAGGAACAUCUCGCUGGGGUCGUGCCCGGCGCCCGGCGGGGGCCGCUCCGGACCGCUGCCCCCGCCGCCCGGCGAGAGGCCGCCGCCGCCCGUCAGAGACCCGCCCGGCCGCACAGGCCCGCUCCCACCACCUCCUCCCAUCAGCAGGAACGGAAGCACUUCGAGGGCUUUGCCCACUACUCCCCAGCUGCCUUCCCGGGCAGGGCUGGACAGCCAGAGAGGUGGACCGCGACCUCCGCUUCCCCCCGACCGGCCGGGCUCGGCAGCGCCACCGCCGCCACCGCCACCUUCAGCAGCUGUCAGAAACGGCUUCCAGGAUCCAGGUGAUGAUGAAUGGGAAAGCAGAUUUUCUUUUCAUCCAAUAUCUGAUUUGCCACCUCCAGAGCCAUAUGUACCCAUGAACAGAAGUUAUCCAAGUAAACUAGCCAGAAAUGACAGUAGAGGUGGGUCUGUCCGAAAAGAAAGAGGUGCCCCCCCGCUCCCACCUAUACCAAGGUGAAAUGGGUUCUGGCCCAUCUUUGGGUGACGUCUGUUUGCAAGUUUCCUUCAAGUCAGCUCUCCUGUCCACAUGACUGGAAAGUUGUCUGUCUUGAUUGAUUUCCACUCUUGGCUUGUCAGCUGGAACGAACUUCAGUCUCUGUUACAGAAGUAAUAGAUGUGGCUUGUGGACUAUAGUUGCUCAAAGCUAUGAAUUUUAUUCGCUUAAACUGCAGGCAUUUUGUGGACCCUACAGACCUUAUGUGCAUCAUGCUUACUGUGUCCAACCCCCAUGCCCUGGAGAGCUCCGUGGGAGAUCUGGCUUUGAAUUUGAUAGAGCUUGAACAAAGUUGUUUCAUUCACUUUGGGUACAGUAGCCAUAUUAUUUUAAUGAUAAAGUAUUUGAUGUUUAAAAAAACAGUUGCUGGGUAAAAAAGUGUAGCCAGGAGUCCCCUGGAUCCUUCUUUGCAUGCUUACUCAGCCUAUCUGCUUCUGCAAGCCAUACUUGCAGAACUACUACAUGGUGACAAAGAGUUCAUCUUUAACUUUUUUACUUCGACUUAGUCAAGCAAACCUUAAACAAUGCACAGCACAUCCUGCCUCAAGGAUGGAGUGUCUCUGGCCUUUUUUUUCUACAGAGAAUCUUCCAAAGAAAAGCACAAGGGAAGAAUUCAUCAGCAUAAGAAUAUAUAUUUUUUUAACCCUCUUUCCUAUUUUUUUAAUAGUGUUACAUGUUGUGUGACCUGAUUCUUUCCUACUCCUAUGUGGACCAACCCAUAUCAUGUCAUCCGUGCCCUGGAUUACUGUAAUGCCCUCUGCCUGAUACUGCAUGCGAAGAGUCCUCAGAAAGUAGUCUGAGUGCAAACCCAGCAAUUAUUAUAGUUGCAGGCUCCUCCUGUAAAGCAUCACUAAUGCCAGUGCUCCACAGACUGCUUUCCAGUUGUUUCUUUGGUACAAUUAAAUGAUGGGGUUUGACUUAAGAAGCUCCUUAGCACUUAGGUCACAAGUCUCAGAGAACUUCGUUGACUUCCAUUAUGGCAGAGAAGCCAAGGUCAAAAAUGUUCCUCAGUGAAAGCCCUUUGAUGGUGUGAGGGGGGUCCAGGGUUUGUACAUUGAAGUGGGAGCAUCAAAAAUUUUCCAUCUGUGCUGGUUCAAGAAAAAUGGGCAGAUUUGGUUUUCUGAGUUGGUCAUGAAGCCUGUUCUUUCAAACUUUGCUGGAAGGAGUCUCAACAGAAAGUGGCAAGGCUUACAUUGGCAGAAGAAAGUAAACUAUUCUAACAUUGUGGUUAAUAUGUUUAAUGGCUUUUGAAUUUUGUGUGUGAGAAAAGAUCUCAUAGUAUGAGUGAAUUUUACAAGUGGAUCUAAGUGUGUAUAAAAUGCCUUUGGAAAUUAGAGGAAGAUUGUCAUUUUGGAUUUGAAAUACUGGUAAAUGAUAGCUCUUUGUUAAUCGGGCCUCUGAAGUUUAGCUCUGAAAAAUGUCCCCUUGGUCUCAUCAGCAGUAGAUUUCUUCACUGUGUUCCUUGGGAUCCUUACCAAGCCUGUGUCAGCAGCCGUACUUCACAGGGUGUUGCUCAAAAAAAUCCAAAAUAAAACAUAGAAACUAGUCAUGUAGGUUAAGAAAAUGUUUCUCUAACAUGGGAGACAUGAUCCUAAGUACACUCUGCGGCUCGAAUGAGGUCAGUUCUUGAAAACCUAGGGAAUUUAGCCAAAGAGUCUGGACCCUGCUGAAAUGUCUGCAUAGGGCUUUUUUGCUCUGUCUGUGAGCAGGGAGGGGCAGAUCUGCUUUCUGCCUGGCAGCCUGGACAUCACAUUGCAGGGGAUGAGACUAGAGUUGGAUUUGGCCAGAUCAAAUUUAAUUUGGUCUUUUCAGUGUUUGUUUACAAAAUCUUGUUAGCUGUGAUAGCAUUUGAUUAUGUACCUGUUUUUACAUUUUUUGUAUCUAAGGACUUAACUUACUGUUUAUGGUCUUGAACCUGCAAUUAAAUGCGCAGGCGCAGGGAUGUAUCUACAUCCAGUUGCAGGAUCCUGGCCGUAAGAGUUUCUUAAACAGAUACUGGUGGGACCUCCAUGUAACAGGUGCACCUUGGGAUCAAACCUGGCACAAUGCUGAAUUUGUAUAUGUAUUUUAUAGAUGUCACUUAAAGUGCCUGUCUCUUUGGGAUAUUACUUUGUGAAUAAAAGACCAAAUAAGAUUUUUAGGAUAAUAACUUAAAGGAUAAAUUAUUGUAUUCAUAUUUUAAAACUGAAGCACUUAAUACCUUUCUAAGGAACAAUAUUUUGAAUUUAAGAAUACAGUUUUUUCAGUACCUUGACCUGCCAAAUCCUUGUUAAUAUCCAAAUAGCUAUGCAGCCAAAAAAAAAACCCAAGCCUUCAGAAAUCUCUUUUUUAUAACUUACCUGCUUCCAACAUGACUGUUUUCCUUUGCUGAGUCAAUGAAAAUGUUGCCCAGUGUUCUGCCAGUUCUCUGUAUCAUUCAAAUUGUCUUGUAUUUGAUCAUUUCAGCAACAUUUGCUGACCAGAAAUCUGGACCACUACCAAAGACUUGGAAAACCAGCUUCAGUUUCACUUUAAAAUGGGCUGUGUAAAAGGCCCCCAGUUAACAAGCCAAGAAUCCUGAGCUGCUUCUGUUUUAGCAAUUCUUUUUCACUCUAGAAACCUCUUCAGAAUAGAUGUUUGGCAUACAUGUAAAAUAGCUUAAUCCUGCAGAAAGGGGCAUUUUUGUUCACAUAACAACAGCAUUUUCAUUUAUAUGUGUUGCUGUAAAAGUCCCUAGAUAUAUUCCAGAACAAUGCAGCAUUUUAUCAUUCAAUAUAUUGCUUCAUGUAGCAGUAGCUCUUUACAAUAUGAUCAGUAUUAUAGUAUUUAUUUCACUAUGAAGUGUUAAAAAAAAAUAAUACAAAACAGGUUGAAUCAAUGGUGCCUUAUGACUUUUUAGUCAACUUUUCUGUGUCUCAAUAGAAGAAUUAAUAGACAUUGCUCGUCCAGGUCUUAACUAAAUAGUGCCGACAGUAGCAUUUUACAGUGUUUGAGCCAAGCCCUGCUGUUGUUGUGUGCUCAAUCUGCUAACUCCAGGUGGAGCUCAGUGUGUAGGUGAGGUGUGUGUGGGCACUGGUUGGCUUCACAGUCAGUUGCUGGUAUUGCUCUCAAAAUUCAGACCUGUCCCAAAACCAGUGUCUGACGCUGCUGUCCACACAGCCCAGCUGACUUAGUGUGGUUGCAUAGCUUAUGGAACUAAAUUUGAUUCACUGCUUGCAUGUCAGGUUUCCUGGGUUUGUUCUGAUGGCAUUGUAUUAUAAACCCUCACACCUCAUCCUGUCUUCUUACAUUAUCACUGAGGCUCGCACUGCAUGACAACAGCCACAGAUGUUCUUUUUUGUUUAAUUCAACUCUAUAAAUAAAAUGAGAAUAACUUUUGUACCAUGUAAAAAUAAUUUCUCCUCUAUAUUUUUGGAAGAAGGCACAUAUUAUGUUUGUUAUGACUUUCUGCACCAACCAUUGGGAGAAGAGGUCACAGUGAGGAAAUGUCCAGAGUUGUUGAAGGAAACUGAGCUUGUGAUUCGGGAAGUGUGUAUUUCUGUAAAUGAAAUAAAUAACAUCACAAAGUUCUUGUUUAAAAGCCAGAAUUUCCCAACACUAAAAGAAUCAUAAGGUUUGUUUUUUUUCUGCAAGACAGCACUGUGAAAGAAGUUCCUUAAAAAACUGGGCAGUAGUUUCUCCUUGCAGCAUCAACUGUUUGGCUGACACUUGCAGAAGUAGAUCCAUCUUGGAGCGGAGGACAAAGGAGCUAAACUGUUAUCGCACAUCAAAGCUAUUGUAACACAACAAUCUUCUGUACAGAAGCAUGGAAGUUUUGCCUUUGAGGUAAAGAAUGGAAAUGAGUGAUCAAACAGAUUAUUUCAAGCAGAAUGUCAAAUGUUGAGAGACCUAGAGAGGGCCCCUUGGCCACAGGACACUGGAAAAGAAAAGAUUGCUCAAGGAAAUAGAAACCAAUCAGCUGAAUGUUGUUACCAAUACUAGAGUAAAAAAUACCGUAUAAAAUGUGCAUUUUGUACUUUCAGAUUGCAGUGGUGUGAGCACCCUUGUCUCACAGCUGGGUGCAAACAACCUGUUACAGCGGUACAUUGACUCCAUGUAACACAGAUUGUGUGAGCUUUAAUCUUUCAAACAGUAUUCAGCAGGAAGUAAGGAGAAUCUCUCACCUAAGAUAUCCAGGAGCACUUCAAGUGCAAAUUCAUGUACAUGGUUCUUCAUGUACAUUGGAAGAAAACAGGGAUCUUGUAGCCUGCAGAUGGAUGUGUUUGGACCAUUCAGUUAAAAUCUAAACCGGAGCAUUGGCAAAGAGGGGAGUAUUGGAAUAACUCAGGCAGAAGCAGGGCAUGUGUUUAUGGUCUCAGUGAGUAUGCAGCAGGUAGGUAUGCAGAUUAAAAAAGCAAAAAUGGAAACCGCAUGUCUUAAGAGAGUAACCUUUUAUGAGUGUUGCCAUUUUGAAAUACAGUUUGUCUAUGGUAAAUAUUCCGUAGUGUAAACUAAUGCAUGCAGAGGAAGACAUCUAAAUAUGGACUUCCAAAGCCACACAAGAGAGAGGGAAAUAUAAAACAGGCUGAACAGAAAGUAACAUUUCUAUCAGAUGCUUAAAGUUUGAGUUUUUUAUAAAAUAUUAAUCUAGUUCUGUGAAUUUUUUUGCUUAACAUUUAGUUUUUAAGUGACUUUGUUCUCCUUAUUUUUCUGUCCUAUACCAAAUAAAUUUUACUUUUAUUUAAUUGGUGGUGCAGACUGUUACAUUGAGGACAAACACAGUUACUUCUUUGACAAAAGCAAAGUUGGCUUUAGCAGGAGCAUGGCAGCGGGCCUGGCAGGAGCUGGGGUGAGCUGUUCCCCUCCUCUCCUGUCUGCCAUUGGACAGCAGCACAGCAGUAGUGCUCAGAGGACUUCGUCCUACAUGCAGUGAAGGACACCUGCAAAUAAGGAAAAAUAAUGAGUUUACUUUAGGAUAAAGAAUGAUUGAAUACCAGUGGUUUGUGAUGCUGUACUUGUAGGUGGCUGUUGGGGGAGCUGUGACCCUUGGCUCUUGGCAGGACAAGCUAGGCGCCUGCCAGGGGAAGAUGACAUGGAAAAUCACUGUAGUUAAGUGUAGAUUUUUGUUUGUUGUGUCUCCACUCAGAAGGGAGAAAGCUGCCAGGGAGUAAGAAACAAAUUAAACCCUCCUUUUGACUUUG
Molecule: messenger RNA, 7130 nt
Organism: Poecile atricapillus (Black-capped chickadee)
Lineage: Eukaryota; Metazoa; Chordata; Aves; Passeriformes; Paridae
Gene: WIPF1
Product: WAS/WASL interacting protein family member 1
Exons: 10
Coding region: 448-1935 (495 amino acids)
Molecular function (GO): actin binding
Source: RefSeq, a predicted model, not a curated record